Molecule: messenger RNA, 2812 nt
Organism: Lagenorhynchus albirostris (white-beaked dolphin)
Lineage: Eukaryota; Metazoa; Chordata; Mammalia; Artiodactyla; Delphinidae
Gene: C9H11orf24
Product: chromosome 9 C11orf24 homolog
Exons: 5
Coding region: 839-2725 (628 amino acids)
Cellular component (GO): Golgi apparatus
Source: RefSeq, a predicted model, not a curated record
AGACAGGAGGAGGGGUGCAUGGGAGCACGAGAGGCAGAGGAGGGGGCAUGGGGCCACGAGAGGCAGAGGAGCGGGACAAGAGAAAAGAUGAAUGGGGACAUAGAAUGCAAGCUGGUGACGACUGGAGGUGAGGAAUUGGAGGAGAGGAAAGGACGGAAGGAGUCAGUUGGAGGCCCAGACUCGGAAGGAGCGUGGAUGGGAGCCCAAGAGGCGGGAGACAGGAGGAGGGCUUAAGGGGAUCCCAAACCAGAGAAGAGACCCGGGUCGCUCCAGUUUGGGAGCGGAGGAGAAGGAAGUUGGGACACUCCCGGAUGGGUGGGGAGCUAAAGGGUCCUGCCCGGCCAAGGCUGGGCCCCAGGAAGAGUUACCCUCAAAGAAAGAGUUGGCCCUUUAGGCGACCCAGGCCUCCCCCAAGCCCGCUCUACCUGGGAGGGUGUUGUGCAUUUACAUUUACCUGCUCGCCUCCUCCAGGUGAGUCCGGGUGGCUAGUUAGUGUGUGGAAUUAGCUGUUAGGCUAGUAUGAGGAAUCCAUGGUUUGCCAUAAGACAUGAAUAUCUACUUAGAAAUCUGCCUUUAAUAAUGUUGUUGUUUUUUUUUCUCCCUGGAGGAAGCAUCUCUAAAAUUUCAAUACAGAUGUUCUGCUUAUAUGCCAGACUUGCCUAAUGGACAAAGGAAUGUCAAAUCGACCCAGACUGCCAGCAAAAACUAGCCUCUUGAUCAGCAUUUAGCCUGAUACCAAAAAUUCCAAAAACCUGGAAGGAAGCGAUGUAGUUAAGACGCUCUCCAGUGCUCUGGGUUCCCAUCUGCCACAGAGACACUUCCUUUGGACCACAGGACAAUGUCUGUAUACACAAACCCACAAGUCUGUGUCGCGAUACCAAAGUUCAGCCAGGUGACGUGUCAGGGCAGGUAUCUGUGGUUUGCCCUGUACUUGCUUCCGCAAUUCCUGUCCCUCGAUGCAUCUUCUACCAGAGUGGAGCAUCUGCCUGGAUCCCACGUGUGCCACAAAGCGUGCCAUGGCCUGGGAGUGCCCUUCAAAGCCGUCCUCGCCUCCUGCAGAGCCAAACCUCGCCCGACAAGCGCACAGUGUCAAGCCCUCAGCCCCCCGAGGAAGAUGGCCCAGCCUGGGCACACUCCCCGAGCAGCUGCCUCUCGUUCCUCGGCCAAGCAGCAGGGAACUGUCAGCAGCCUGAGGAACGGCAGGCUGGGGGCCUCGGGCACCGCCCAGCCUUGCUGCCAGCUCACCUGCAAGAUGUGGACAGCCCUCGUGCUCAUCUGGGUUUCCUCUUGGUCCUUAUCUGAAAGCCACCUGACAGCCCCGCAUCCACGGUACUCAGUCCUCAACAAGACGCUGGAGAAUUCAGAACAAAACUCAUCUGUGGAAACCAUUACAAGAGUCUUGAAUGAAAUGUCUGCAAGAAUGACCUCGGUGACACCUUCUCCCAUCACGUUGACCAGAGGGACUUGGGGAGGCGACCCCACCUCUCCUGCGGUCACAGCAGGGACAACGCACAGGACAGAGGCAGGCGCGUCAGCGACAGCAGAAGGGACCCCUGACGGAGCCACCUCCGGGGUGCCCACGCCGCCUGUCCCGGCGUCUGACUGGCAGACACCGUCCUCACCCCACACGCGGGCGCCUGGCAGCGGCACAUUGUCUGGGCCAGCGACGCACACGACACCCACGCCGGCCACGGGUGCUCCCACAGCUGCUGCGGCCCUGGCAAGCGUAAGCGGCCCCUUGGACUCGCACGGUCAUCCCGGGCACACCCCCGGCCAUGCCACAGCCAGCCCCACGGUGCCCCUGAGUCCCCAAACACUUAACGCAUCCACACAGGGCCCCACCGUCCAGGCGCCGACGGGCCGGACUGCGGCUGACGCGGCAAGUAGGCCCGCGCCCACCCUCCUCAACACAACCCCAGAACCCGCCUCCCCCUCUUCGGCUUCCGCAUCCACGACAGUGGGGACCACGACCAAGGCCCCCCAGCCGGCUGCCAGCACAGCGCCAGCACCUGCCCCUCACUCCAGCCCGGCCCCCCCGACGCGGCCCAGCCCCGUCACAUCCAUGGCGGGGGCCGCGGGGCCAGGCACCACUCAGACGCCGGAGCAGGGCGAGCCUGAAGCCGCGCCUGGUCCUGCUUCCGUGGGGCCGACCCCUGCGAGCUCAGGGGACUCCAAGGUGCCAGCCACGGACGCGUGUCAGCUCAGCACCCAAGGCCGGUACCUGGUGGUCUCCAGCGAGCCCCUGGCCCAGUCCCCAGUGAACAGAAGUUUCCUCCUGGCAGUGCUCUUGCUGGGGGUCACCCUCUUCAUCACAGUCCUGGUUCUGUUUGCCCUGCAGGCCUACGAGAGCUACAAGAGGAAGGACUACACGCAGGUGGAUUAUCUCAUCAACGGCAUCCGCCGGGGCUGCACUUGUCAUUCUAGCUUCAUCUGCUUACCAGCCGGAGGGAGGCAAGAGAGCUGGCGGGCAGCACGUGAGGCUGCGUUCCCAGGCCAGGUAUGCAGCCACCAGCCGUGUGACCCGGAGCAAGUGUGGCGUGUUGUGGACUCAGCCGCUUUACCUGGGCGAUGGGGAGACUGUCUGUCUGUCACGGCCCCCAGGGGCAUGCUGCCUGGAGCGAUUCCAGGUGGGGAGUUGACUCCUGCUUUCUCAACUACUCUGAACCCUGAGGAGGAGACCGUUCUACCUGGAGACUCCAGUUUCCCCAUCACAGAAAUCUCCUGAGCCAGGCCUGCGUGUCCACUUCCUCUUAUUGAAAUUCUGCCUCCUCCGAAAAGGAUUUCAAAUGGCACAUAAUAAAAGACAAUGGUA